This is a messenger RNA of Cyprinodon tularosa, 1993 nucleotides long. RefSeq names its product guanine nucleotide-binding protein G(olf) subunit alpha-like. The record is from RefSeq and is a predicted model, not a curated record. Bases 197 to 1333 code for a protein of 378 amino acids. Gene Ontology annotation, molecular function: G-protein beta/gamma-subunit complex binding; G protein-coupled receptor binding; GTP binding. Lineage: Eukaryota; Metazoa; Chordata; Actinopteri; Cyprinodontiformes; Cyprinodontidae. Gene Ontology annotation, cellular component: heterotrimeric G-protein complex. The transcript is spliced from 13 exons. Gene Ontology annotation, biological process: adenylate cyclase-modulating G protein-coupled receptor signaling pathway.
GCCGCUCAGGUGUUUCACAAAGCAAACAUCACAGAAGCUGCAGGAGCUCCGCUUCUGUCCUCUGAACCGAACCACAGCUCAGGUGAUGCUGCAGCUUCUGUGACUGGAUCUUUGUGGACUUGGAUGGAAAACUGAGCAACCAGCGGAUCUGGACCUGCAGAGAAGGUUGCCGGUAGCUACAGUGGUUCCGGUGGAGAUGGGUUGUUUGGGAGGAAAGACGGAUGAAGAACGACUGGAUGAAAAAGCCAAAAGAGAAGCAAACAAGAAGAUCGAGAAACAGCUGCAGAAAGAAAGACAAGCUUAUAAAGCUACCCACCGACUGCUGCUGCUGGGUGCAGGAGAAUCAGGUAAGAGCACCAUCGUUAAGCAGAUGAAGAUUCUUCAUGUUGACGGUUUCAACGCUGAAGAGAAGCAGCAGAAGAUUCAGGACAUCAGGAGGAACGUGAAGGAUGCCAUUGUGACCAUUGUCUCAGCCAUGGGGGCCCUGACUCCUCCCGUCUCUCUGGGUAACCCAAGCAACCAGUUCAGAGUGGACUACAUCAAGAGCAUCGCUCCGCUUUUGGACUUUGAAUACACUGAGGACUUCUUUGAGCAUACUCAGAAGCUGUGGGAAGACGACGGCGUUAAGGCCUGCUUCGAACGCUCCAAUGAAUACCAGCUGAUCGACUGCGCUCAGUACUUUCUGGACCGACUGGACUUUGUCAGGAGGACCGACUACACGCCCACUGACCAGGAUUUGCUGCGCUGCAGAGUGCUGACUUCAGGGAUUUUUGAAACCAGGUUCCAGGUGGACAAAGUCAACUUCCAUAUGUUUGAUGUAGGGGGUCAGAGGGAUGAGCGCAGGAAGUGGAUCCAGUGCUUCAACGAUGUGACGGCCAUCAUCUUUGUCGCAGCCAGCAGCAGCUACAAUAUGGUCAUCAGAGAGGACAACUCCACCAACCGCCUCAGAGAGUCCCUGGACCUGUUCAGAUCCAUCUGGACCAACAGGUUCCUGAAGACCAUCUCCGUCAUUCUGUUCCUGAACAAGCAAGACGUGCUGGCAGACAAGAUUCUAGCAGGGAAAUCCAAACUUGAAGAUUAUUUCCCAGAGUACACAAACUACCAAGUUCCUCCUGAAUCUGUUCCAGAAGCAAAUGAAGACCCCAAAGUGACCCGAGCAAAGUUCUUCAUCAGAGAUGAGUUCCUGAGGAUCAGCACAGCCAGCGGCGACGGGAAGCAUUACUGCUACCCUCACUUCACCUGCGCCAUCGACACCGAGAACAUCCGCCGCGUCUUCAACGAUUGUCGUGACAUCAUCCAGCGCAUGCACUUGCGGCAGUAUGAGCUGCUCUGAAUGGCUGUCGGGGCUCUCCAUUGGCUCCGCCCCUUCCUGUUAGUAAAUCAAAGCAGAGAUGUGUUUAUAGUAGAAAGCAGCAGUUUGUGUUUAGUAGUGAUUAGGGUUUGCACAGAAGGUGGUUUAGUGUGCAGAAAUAAAGCUAUUUAUAGAAACAAUUAAGCUUUCCGUAAAAGUAAAAAUAAACAAUCCCCUGGACCUGGUUUCCACAGUUUGAAGACGUUUUGCUUCCCCUUCCCUUUGUUUCAUGCAUAUAAAAAGCUUUAUAUGGACACUGCAAUGUAAAUAGAGCAGAAAAACAGAAGAAGAAAAGGAAAAAAAGAUCAUUCAAUGUUUUACCAGAGCUGUGGUGUCUGCAUCCAUUAGAACCUGUUUCCAGUGACGAGGACGGACCUGCUGGUUCUGGUAAGACGUCAGGGAGACGUCGUGUCCAAAGGUUUCUUCUCCUCAGGCUGUUCAGAGGUGACGGUGGUUCUCCUUCCAGAUUCUCCUGUUUCUCUGCCUCCUUUACUGCAGCAUGUAAUCAAUGCAGGCAGGAGGCCGACGGGGGCCAGAGCCCCUGGAGAUCAUGUCCUGUUUUGGCCCCUGUACUGAAGAAAAUAAAACUCAAAUAAACUCUGAUGAUGAUCUGUUCUAGAACAGUUACUGAUAACCACUUUG